Molecule: messenger RNA, 719 nt
Organism: Cucurbita pepo subsp. pepo (vegetable marrow)
Lineage: Eukaryota; Viridiplantae; Streptophyta; Magnoliopsida; Cucurbitales; Cucurbitaceae
Source: RefSeq, a predicted model, not a curated record
GUAUUCAUUUGGUAACUGUAAAAAGUAUAAAGUUCCUAUAAAGCAAUGCCCGAUUCGCUGGAACUCGUCUGAACUGCGGAAUCCUUCGUCAUUUCAUUGACAACCGGAGGAAAAAUCUCACUCAGAACCGCUUGUGCUCGCCGCUGUUCAAACCUUUGGCUGUUGGGAGGUCAACAAGUUCCUUUCCUCCCGUUCAUUCGUUUUCCGAAGGACUACGAUCUCAGAAUCUCUGCGACUUGUAUCAGACCCGCUGUUUCUUUUCUUAAUAGCAAUUUCUGUACUUUCUGUUGAAUUGAAUAGUGAAGAUUGUUAGCGUGAUUAAUACCUGGCAUUUUGAAAAUGUCGGCUUUGUUCAAUUUUCAUUCGUUUCUGACAGUAAUCCUAUUGGGAAUUUGUACCUGUACCUAUGUGAAGAUGCAGUUUCCUGCUAUUCUUGAACAGAGAAAUGGGUUCCGUGGCUUCUUUUGGAAAGCAGCAAGAAUUGGUGAACGUUUGAGUCCUUGGGUAGCUGUGGGAUGCUUCUCAAUGGGAGUCUCAAUAAUAUUCUUCUGAGCUAUGCCUAUAUUCCCUGUUUUGUGGUUUAUUUAGCAUGUGUGUGCCUUACAGUCUUAUUUUAGUAAGAGGGUCUUUGAAGUUAGAUUUCUGUAGUCACAUGGUUGAAAGCUAUUUAAAUCCAUUUAUAAACACACGAGCAUUCCAUUACAAGUUGCUUUGCUUGC